CGGUCACACAGGCGACGCCUGUCACGUGACGGCGCAGGCGCAAGCGCCCUAGCUGUCCCGGAAGUGCCUGGCGCGGCGGCGGCCGGGAGAAGGAAGCGGAGCUGUGGGCGGCCGCGGCGCCGGCGAGGGACCGCGCCGAUGUCGGGCUUCGACACCAACCCGUUCGCCGACCCGGUGGACGUGAACCCCUUCCAGGAUCCCUCGGUGACACAGCUGACACUUGCUAGCCAAGGUGGCUUGGAUGAAUUCAGUCCCUUUUCUGAGAGCUCCCAGCUGACAAAUGCAGCACGGACGACGCCUGCGACACAGCCCUCCGGCCCCUCACAACCGGCUGUUCUGCAGACGUCUGUGGAGCCCACUCCACAGGCUGUGGCUGCAGCAGCACAGGCUGGGCUCCUUCAGCAGCAGGCAGAAUUAGAGAAGAAGGCAGCUGAGCUGGAGAAGAAGGAAAGGGAAUUGCAAAGUAAUGCAGCUGGCAUUAAUCCAAGACAAAACAAUUGGCCGCCUCUUCCCAGAAAGUGUCCGAUCAAGCCGUGUUUUUAUCAGGAUUUCUCUGCAGACAUCCCAGCUGACUACCAGCGAAUAUGCAAGAUGCUAUAUUACUUGUGGAUGUUGCAUUCGUUUACCCUGCUCCUAAACCUGCUUGCUUGCUUGGCAUGGUUCACAGUCCAGACAGAGAGAGGAGUGGACUUUGGUCUCUCCAUCCUGUGGUUUAUUUUAUUCACCCCUUGUGCCUUUCUCUGUUGGUACCGACCAAUUUACAAGGCUUUCAGGUCUGACAGCUCCUUCAGCUUCUUUGUCUUCUUUUUCAUCUUCUUCUGCCAAAUAGCAAUCUACAUCAUCCAGGCUGUUGGCAUUCCAGGCUGGGGAGACAGCGGAUGGAUUGCAGCUCUGUCCGAGCUGCAUGGAAACCUGGCUGUGGCUGUUAUCAUGAUGAUGGUGGCAGGAUUCUUCACGCUGUGCGCAGUCCUCUCACUCUUCCUCCUGAAGCGGGUGCAUUCUCUGUAUCGGCGCACGGGAGCCAGUUUCCAGAGGGCCCAGGAAGAGUUUUCCCAAGGCAUCCUCACCAACAGGGGCUUCCAGAACGCAGCGGCUGGGGCGGCCUCCUCAGCUGCACAGAGUGCUUUCCGGGGAAACUAGCCCUUUGCGUGGGGGUCUCCACCUUGCUUCCUCCUGCAUCGUGACCCCAACCUUCCUUUUCUAAAGAUGCACUUUCUGUGGGUACCACAUUAGCUCUGUGAUGCCGACUCCAGAUGAGAAGAGGUCCUUUUUUUUUUUUUAUUUUAUUUUUUUAAGCUUCAGCUGGUCUACGUUUAUGAUGGUUAGGUUUUCCUUUCAUGUUUUAGGGUAUGGGGAGAUAGGAGACUUUCUCUACGGCAAAUAUAUUUCUCCUUAUCCAGGACACGUUGAGUGUUUGUCUCACUUCCUCUCCUUGCCCUGUUUGCAGCAGAAAGGUGAAGGGAAGCAGGUUUCUGAUUUUUCUUUUCUCUUCUAAUGGCCUUUGCUGUGAAGAAUUUGAUUAUCUGCUGUUUUGGGGGUUUUGUAACUUGCAUGUAGCUAACAUUGUUAAUUUUAAGAGCAGGAGCUGUACUUUCGGUUUAUUCCACUUACAUGAUGCUGCAUUUUUGACCUCUUAACUGCCCAGCUUCUUGAGAGUCUGGGUAGCGUGGCACAAAUGAGAGCGUGGGAGCAAGCAGGGUUAGAGAGGAAGGUGAACUUUCUUGUUGUUCCCAUGUUGUCGAUCUCCUGUCUGCUUCCACAAGGAUCCCACAGAUGAUGGUCCUCCGGAGUCCUGUGACCUUCCCCGGCACUCAUUGCCCCCAGGCGUGCAGAGAGUGGGUCUGUGGGAGUUCAGUCUUCACCACAGCCUUAAACCUGGGGAGGAAGGGAGGGAAACGGGAUUCCCUUUCCUGACCAGCUCUGCUGUUUCGGAGCAGCAGCACUGAAGAAGCCAGCAGCCUUGUGGGGAAGCCUACAGGACCGCGUGUGCCCAUCUCACUUAAAAAGCAGAGGAGUCUGUAGGUGGAGAAAGAAGCCAUGGGAAGCAGAGCCAGCCAAGCUGGUUUGGACAGAAGGUGCUAUUAGACCUUCUCCAAUCUGCUCAGAUCUUUUCCCCAAGCUCAGAACACUAUUUGAUGCCUGUAACAUCCGUCUUGGCUUCCUUUUCCAAUGAGAGCUUGUAAUCCUAAAGUGUGAAUGAAUUUUUCCCCAGGGAUAACUCCUUCCUGCACUCCUCCUCCCCCAUCGUUAGCUGGGAAAGGCAUGGUUUGACAUGUUGCACUUGCAGAGCUGUCUAUGCGAAGCCCAUGGCCGGUGCUGUGGGCAUGUGCUCCAGCAUGUCUGGACCACUGGAAUCGGGCAUGUCCUCUGGAGAUGCUCUCAUCUCGUUUGAGAUGCACAUGGUCUGCAUCAAAUCGGACAUGGGAAGAGAUGGACGGGGGGUGCGGAGUUCAUGUGGCUUUCUUGGGAAGGGAUGAUGUGGACAGAGUCUCCUCCUGAACGGUUCAUAUCUUGCUUUCCAGAGGCUGCUUUGAUAUCAGGUUGGGGGGAAUUUGUUGGCGUGACAGUUCUGCGGGUGGUUUUCUUUUGGUUUUACUUACAAAUUUGAUUUCUGUGGUGCAACUUUGUCUUUUUUCCCCACUACUUUUCAUCGCUUUUCCACCUCCUGUUGGAGGAGGGAUGUUAAAUUUUAUGCCCCUCUUCUUGUUGGGGAAAGUACGUAUAUAUGUGAGGGGGCCGGAGGGAAGGGCUACCUUCCUCCUAACCCAUGCAGCGUCCUAGCGGAAGGAAAAACUACGAGUGCUUGUGUGCACCAAAAAACCCUGCAUCUUCGGAAAGUGAGGUGUCCCAUCCCCAAGCAGAGGGCGACUGCUCACAAACGACGUGGCAAUAAAUCCCAAUUUAGACCUGCGACAGGGAUUCCUCUCCCAAGCUCCGAGUGGAUAGCGAGUUGUCCAAAAGCUGCAGGCUUUGCUGCUUCAGCCCUGAAGUUCCCGGUCGGUCGUAGGGCGUGGGGAGGCAUUACCGAGGCUGUGGGGAAACGGAGGAGUCCAGCUGAGCGGGGGUGCUUUGCCUCUCUGCCCCCACUCUUGGGGCGCGGGGCCGGCCCUGCCAGCCGAUGGUUGCCUGCGGGCAAGGGGCGGUUUCUGUGAAAUUGGUACUCCAAAGCCCCCCCAUUGUCCGUGUUUUUAACCCGAGCAGAGCGGGUGCCCAGCCUGCUUGGCUGGGUCGGGGCCCUGGGGGAAGGAGGAGGAAGAGCGCAGGUGCUCGACCCCCCCCGCCCCCCCCGGCUCUGGUUUCUGCUGUGAAGGCGGUGGGUGGUGGAGAAAUGCCCCCUCGUGUUUUUUUUUGGGGGGGGGGGGGGGUUGGUUUUUUCCCCCUCCCUGGAAUGGAUGCUGAGAGAAACCUGAGAUUUUUAAAAUCCCCUUCCUCCUCCGCCUCUUUCUUUUUUCCCCCCGUCUGAUCUUUUUCAUGUAAAAAUGUAUAUGUCCGGUUAAACUUUUGUGCUCGAAAUAAAAUAACCCUCUGUAA
Messenger RNA from Dromaius novaehollandiae (emu), 3531 nucleotides. It is a transcript of the gene SCAMP2, whose product is annotated as secretory carrier membrane protein 2. The coding region runs from base 139 to 1140 and encodes 333 amino acids. The transcript is spliced from 9 exons. Gene Ontology annotation, biological process: protein transport. The record is from RefSeq and is a predicted model, not a curated record. Lineage: Eukaryota; Metazoa; Chordata; Aves; Casuariiformes; Dromaiidae. Gene Ontology annotation, cellular component: trans-Golgi network membrane; recycling endosome membrane.